CAACUCAAUUCCAGGUUCACACCCCACCUUCCCACCUUGCCGGGUCUACUGGAGGCAUUGACGACUGCGAGGGCCCGGGCCACCAUUGACGCUCGACUUGCAAUGGGACUGCGUUUUUCCUGGGACCGCACAUUCUCGACGGGGAACCGGCCGGAUGGGCACUGUACUCCUUGAACACCUCAUUUACUCCCAGCUGCCCGAUGUGCUGCCGGUUUGAGCUGUUCGGUACCCUGAUCCUCUUCCUCCAAGCACUGAGCGACCGCCGCGCCCGAAGGCGAGCUGCCCGUCUGGAACAGGCGACAAAGGACUAGCUCGAGGCCGCCCUCUCUCAAUAUCGUUAACAGCCACCCACCACGGAUCACACCUUAACGACCGCACCGAACUAAACCAAACCAACCCGCAACCAUGCUGCAGGAAAUCCUCCUGUCCCUCUCCGGCCACCCCUCCCCACUCCUCCGCUCCGCCGCCUCCUCACCCUCCCCUCACGACGACAACCCCAUUUCAGCCACCAUCUCCCCGCCCGAACGCGCCCUCCUGCAGUCUCUCGCCCGCCUCAGCGACCUGCACGUGUCGCUGCAGGCCGCCGCCGCCCACCUCGCCGCGUCCCACCCGUCCGUCAUCUGCCGCGCCGUCGCCGCGGCCAUCGACGCCCGCCACCUGGCCGCCUUCCGCCGCAAGGUGCUCGACGUCGAGGCCACGGUCCUGCGCCGCGACGCGGCGCUCGUCGGCGCGUACAACGUCGUGCCGCUGACCGCCGUGGUGGCCGAGUUUGACGGCUGGGGAAGGCGGUUGGAGUGGCUUGCCGGCGUGGUGAGGGCUAUGGGUGAUGGGAAGUCGAAUGGCCCCCGGGGCGGCUGGUGUACCGGGGCGGCGAUGGUGGACUUCUUGAGGGCGGAGUUGAGGACCGGGUAUAGCGAUGUGGAGGAGGCGGCGAGGAGUUUGGGCGCUGUCGCGGAGGCCGCGUGGGUGAAGCAGGUUUCGGCGUGGGUGUUGUAUGGGCGGGUGCCGGAGUUUGGUCAGGGGGAUUUCUUCGUUGCGCGCAGAGGGACGGGAGAGAGGGAGGAAGAAGGCCGAGGAGGGGCCUUGGCGGGUGACGCUGAGGCGGAGUUCGUGUGUGACAGUGCGUUGCUGCCGGAGUUUGUGACGCCCGCAACUGUCGCGUCGAUGCUGUUCAUUGGGAGAUCGCUGAAUCAGAUCCGUGCUAAGAGCGCGGAUGAUUACAGUUUGAGAGGGAAUGACCAUCUGUCGACUCAGCUUGCCAAGUUGGCCGCGUUGAGGCAUCCAAUUGACUCGGCCACGUUUUCGAGGACGAUUGCGGAUAUCAGGCAGUUUCUGUCGAGGACGACGCUGCAGCGACUGUUGCCUCUGAGCCGGGUCCUCGAGACGCUGCAACUGCUACGGGACUUCUUCCUGCUCCGCCGGGGAGAGUUCGCCAUGGCCUUGACGCAACAGGCGGACGAGAAGAUCAGGAGCCGGUGGAAGCGGGCCGAGAACCUUGCUUACGAGAAGCGGGAUGGGCUCGCCAGCGCCACGGUCAAGGAAGGGGAGGUGGCUGCUGUCCUGGCCAGGACCUGGGCUGCCAUGGGAUCCAUGCAAGGCGAGCACGCGGACGAGGACGAGGGCCUGGAGCUGGCCCGCGAUCUCCUGCGGCUAACGCUGACCAAGUCGAAAGCGGCAACACCGGCGGCGCCUGGGACUGCCGACGGCGGCCUUAACUCUAUCGCUCCUACGCCAUUCCGAAAUCUCCUCUUCUCGGUGCCUGUCACAUUGACAUUACAGAUCCCUUCCCCCCUGGAUCUCUUCCUCAGCCAGGCGGAUCUACAAACGUACACGGCCAUAAACUCCUACCUGCUUUCGCUCCGGCGAGCCCACAUCCGGCUGACCGAUCUGUGGAAAAUUUCUGCCCUUCGGAGACACCACCCAGCGCCUCCUGGUCCGCCGUACGGAAGCACUCGGGGCGGCCGGGAAAAGGUGCACCUUUUCCGUCAGCGCCAUGCCAUACGCUCCAGCAUCUUGCGCAACGCGUGGGCCACAGCAAGCGCCGCCAUCUUCUUCCUCGGCGAAUUUGAGGGCUACCUCCAAACGGAAGUCGUUGCAGGCCUUUCAGACGGCUUCCAUCGCUGGCUAACAACUGGCGAGGACGAGCAGAGGCAUGAGGACGAGGCGCACAAGAGGAGGAGUGCGUUCGCGGCUGAGGGCCCGGCCGCGUCAACGUGGAGACAGGACGAAGACGGCACCGCCGAUGACGACGACAUCUGGCUCGCAGAAUCCAACGCCUCCGCCACCACCACAACCUCCUCUCCAUCCCUGCCCGACGAACCGCCUUCUCACUCCUACCGCGACCCUCAAACCCUCGCCACCGCCCACCGCCGCUACCUCCGCGCCCUGGUCCACCGGCUGCUGCUCACCCAGCCGUCCUUCACCGACCCGCUGUACGAGCUGCUCGUGCAGAUCGACCACCUCGUCGCGCUCGUGCACCGCCUGCAGUCGGUCUGGGCGGCCGCCGACCUCGAGGCCGACGCGGGCGUCGUCGACGCCUUCGUGGAUCUCGAGCGCGAGGAGCGCGACGUGCAGCGGGAGAUCCGCGGCGUGGAGGGGAGAGUGAGGCGCGGGAUUGAAGGGCUCGUGGGCGAGCUGAGGCGGUUGGAGGGGAGCGGGGUUCUGUUGCAUGGUCGGGAGGUCGAGGGUGAUGGGGAUGGUGGUGGUGCUGGUGGUGGUAGCGGUGGAGAGGAAGGCGAUGACUGGGAGGGCGCGGGGGUGAGAGAGAGCGGCGAGUAUGUGCCGAGACGGGUGGGCGGGGUGGACAGGUUGCUGAUGAAGCUAGACUUUGGGAGUUGGUUUGGGAGGGGAGAGGGUGGUAAUGAUGGGUUAGACGAGGAUGGCGAGCUUUGAUGUUAGGGAUUACUAUUCGAGGUAGAAUGGGCAUUGGCGCGCGGAUGGGAUCAUGAGCAUGGUUAUACCCCCUAAGCAUGAAUAU
Molecule: messenger RNA, 2977 nt
Organism: Thermothielavioides terrestris NRRL 8126
Lineage: Eukaryota; Fungi; Ascomycota; Sordariomycetes; Sordariales; Chaetomiaceae
Exons: 1
Coding region: 406-2892 (828 amino acids)
Biological process (GO): spindle assembly; meiotic cell cycle; microtubule nucleation
Cellular component (GO): equatorial microtubule organizing center; gamma-tubulin complex; spindle pole
Molecular function (GO): gamma-tubulin binding; microtubule minus-end binding
Source: RefSeq, a predicted model, not a curated record